GUUUCUCUUGCUUUUAAGUCUGUUUUUAUUUCAGGAUGAUUUUAUGUUAUUUUCCCAAGCAGUAUUUCCGUAUUUUCACGUGGAAGACGACACCAGCGAUUGCAUUCCUUCCAUGGCUUCUCUCUUUUCUGACGUAUGCGCCUACCCUUUCGACUUGGGUCGCUUAUGAAUAUGACCCGGAAAGCAUGCUUUGCCAAUAUGACUUGGAUUUCUGGCCGACUAAUUUCUACCAGUUUGCAAUUUUGAUCGUGUCGGUAACGUCAACUUUCGUCUCCAUCAUUAUGACGCUCUUCAAGAUAAAACAGAAAAAGAGGAGUCUUUCACUGAUAGCCCCAGCUCUACAUUUGAUGGGUGGUUUCAUGACGGUACCCAAGGAUGAUUUCAUGCAGAACGACAAGGCCCAGGAACUUAGGAAAGAACUGAAUGAUUUGGUUAUGAACUUCAAGAUGCUGUCCUGUAUCUUCACCGCCUCUGUGAUUCACUGGGUACCUUUUAUUGUCGGUAUUCUCUCGCAUCAUAUUGUCGAUUACGGAAGAGAUUUUUGGACAUUUGCAAAUCUUCUCGGUCACAUACAGCCGGGGUCUGACUGCCUCUGUUAUAUCAUUGCUAACAAGUAUUUUAGAACGGGGUACAAAAAUAUGCUCCGAGGUAUAUUCUGUUGCAAGAAAUCAGAUAAGGUGGUCUACUCGGAGGUUGCAAACGGUGACCGUAGAUCUGAAACUGCCAUGAAUACGAAAUCUUAGAAUUUGACAGUUUGACGUUUUUG
Owenia fusiformis is the source of this 766-nucleotide messenger RNA. Lineage: Eukaryota; Metazoa; Annelida; Polychaeta; Sabellida; Oweniidae. The record is from the annotation of a GenBank genome assembly.